CUGAAAUCGCUUUCGUCCGACGGACAAUAACAUGAUUAUACUUUAAAAAAAAAAGGAUAUCAAAUAAUAUAAAAUUUCAAUAAUGCAUAAAUUCUUAAGGCAUGGAUUUUUGUCAAAAAGUGUUGUGGAUUGUCACAAACAAAUUAAAGGAACGAAACAAAACUUGUAUAGAAAAAAUGAAGUUCGUUGUGUUACUACACUUAGUUCAAAAUCGGAUAACUUAUUUCCAGAAAGAGUUGAUUUUCCAAGUCGGCAUAUAGGCCCGAGAGAUCAAGACGUGGUGACUAUGUUGGAUUUAUUAGGCUACAAGAGUUUGGACCAAUUGACUAAUGAUGCAGUUCCUAAAAAAAUUCAACUACAAGAACUCAUGAAUAUCGAUGAACCGAUAAGUGAAUACGAUCUUAUCGAAAGAGUACGGGAAAUUUCUGAAAAAAAUCAAAUAUGGCGUUCUUAUAUUGGUAUGGGAUAUCAUAAUUGCUGCGUACCUCACACUAUUAUGCGAAAUAUGUUCGAAAAUCCUGGAUGGACGACGCAAUACACGCCUUACCAACCAGAAAUAGCACAAGGAAGACUAGAAGGCCUUCUUAAUUAUCAGACGAUGGUUAGUGAUCUCACUGGUUUAGAUGUAGCAAAUGCUUCUUUACUUGAUGAAGGCACAGCGGCUGCUGAAGCUCUAUCCUUAUGUCAUAGACAUAACAAAAGAACAAAAUUUGUAGUUUCGGAACGAAUUCAUCCACAAACUUUGGCAGUAGUACAAACUCGGCUAGAUGCAUUUGGUUUGGAUUUGAUUGUUUUGCCAGAUGUACGAGAAGCAGAUUUUGCGCAAAGAGAUAUAUCGGCUGUUCUUCUUCAGUGUCCUGAUACAAGAGGAUUGGUAUAUGAUUAUUCUGCGUUAGCUGCUGCAGCUCAAGAACAUGGGACUUUAGUGGUAGUGGCUACAGAUCUUUUGGCUCUUGCUUUGCUACGCCCUCCUGCAGAAUGUGGCGCCGCUCUUGCGGUAGGGACAUCGCAACGUUUAGGAGUACCUCUAGGUUAUGGAGGUCCUCAUGCUGGAUUCUUCGCAGCUGAACAUCCUCUUGUACGACUUAUGCCUGGUCGUAUGGUAGGCGUAACUCGAGAUGCAGCUGGAAGAGAUGCUUACAGAUUAGCUCUUCAAACUAGAGAGCAACAUAUUCGUCGAGAUAAGGCGACAUCAAACAUAUGUACAGCUCAGGCUCUUCUUGCAAAUAUAUCAGCUAUGUAUGCAGUAUAUCACGGUCCUCAGGGCUUACGUGAUAUUGCGACACGAGUUCAUAAUGCUACUCUGGUUCUUGACCAUGGUAUCCGAUUACGGGGUCACAAUCAAUCAAACGAUGUAUAUUUCGAUACACUACAUGUAGUGCCGCUACCAGAACAUGAUUCUAGUAUUAUCAAAGCACGGGCGCAAGAGAAGAAGAUAAAUUUAAGAUAUUUUGAUGACGGAGCCGUAGGUGUAGCUCUUGAUGAGACAACAACAAUGCGAGAUGUUGAUGAUCUUUUGUGGAUUUUUGAUUGUAAAAAUGUAAAAGAAGUGAUACAAUCUGAAAAUGUAAGAUCACGAAGCGUUUUAAAAGGGCCAUUUAGAAGAACCUCGCCAUAUUUAACUCACCCUGUAUUCAAUAUGCAUCAUUCUGAGACUCGUAUUGUGCGUUAUAUGAAGAGAUUAGAAAAUAAAGAUAUAUCACUAGUGCAUUCUAUGAUUCCUUUGGGUUCCUGUACAAUGAAACUCAAUUCCACCACGGAGAUGAUGCCAUGUUCUUUUAAGGAAUUUACGGAUAUUCAUCCUUUUGCACCAUUAGAACAGUGUCAGGGUUACCAUAUAUUAUUUGAGGAGCUAGCAAAGGAUCUUUGUGCUAUUACAGGCUAUGAUCGAGUUUCUUUUCAACCUAACAGUGGAGCUCAAGGGGAAUAUGCUGGGUUACGAACUAUAAAACGUUAUCACGAGUUUCGAGGUGAUACAGGACGUAAUAUCUGUUUGAUACCUGUAAGUGCUCAUGGUACAAAUCCCGCAUCUGCUCAUAUGGCUGGCAUGCGUGUUUGUGCUAUUCGAGUUACAUCCUCUGGUGAUAUAGAUAUGGAACAUCUUAAAGAUAAGGUAGAAGAACACAGCAAAAACCUGUCGUGUUUAAUGUUAACAUACCCUAGUACAUUCGGCGUAUUUGAAGAACGUGCAGCGGAUAUAUGUGCUUUAGUCCAUGCACAUGGUGGUCAAGUUUAUUUAGACGGUGCUAAUAUGAAUGCACAGGUGGGACUAUGUCGUCCUGGUGAUUACGGCAGUGAUGUUUCACAUCUAAAUUUACAUAAAACAUUUUGUAUUCCUCACGGUGGCGGCGGCCCUGGUAUGGGACCUAUCGGAGUAAAAGCACAUUUGGCGCCAUUCUUACCUUCACAUCCAGUAGUAGACCCGUUAGCAGAUUUAGGUGAUGCAGCACAUAGCUUUGGAUCCGUCAGUGCAGCACCUUUUGGAUCUUCAGCAAUUCUUCCCAUUUCAUGGGCAUAUAUUAAAAUGAUGGGACCAAAAGGUUUAAAACGUGCAACUCAAAUAGCUAUCCUUAACGCCAAUUAUAUGUCAAAAAGAUUAGAAGAUUACUAUAAGACCUUAUAUAAAGGUGAACGAGGGUUAGUUGCACAUGAAUUCAUUAUAGAUGUGCGAGAUCUCAAGAAAACAGCGAAUAUUGAACCUGGUGAUAUUGCUAAGAGACUUAUGGAUUUUGGUUUCCAUGCACCUACGAUGUCAUGGCCGGUGGCAGGUACUUUGAUGAUUGAACCUACAGAAUCGGAAGAUUUGCAGGAACUCGAUAGGUUUUGUGAAGCGCUUAUAACAAUAAGAAAGGAAAUUAAGGAUAUAGAGGAUGGAGUAAUUGAUAAGCGUAUAAAUCCUUUAAAGAUGGCCCCUCAUACUCAAGAAGAAGUCAUGGCAGAAGAUUGGAAUCGGCCGUAUUCGCGGGAACAGGCUGCAUUUCCGGCUCCAUUUGUAAAAGGCGAGUCAAAAAUUUGGCCAACAGUGAGCAGAAUCGACGAUAUGUACGGUGAUAAACAUUUAGUAUGUACCUGUCCUCCGGUGAUCGACGAUUUCUAAUUCUAUAUUAAGUUACAUACUUAAAUAUUUCCAUAUAUUAUAAUUAUAUACUCAUAAUAAAAAAUCUGUUAGCAGUC
This is a messenger RNA of Galleria mellonella (greater wax moth), 3174 nucleotides long. Its product is annotated as glycine dehydrogenase (decarboxylating), mitochondrial. Gene Ontology annotation, molecular function: pyridoxal phosphate binding; glycine dehydrogenase (decarboxylating) activity; glycine binding. The record is from RefSeq and is a predicted model, not a curated record. Gene Ontology annotation, biological process: glycine decarboxylation via glycine cleavage system. The transcript has 18 exons. Gene Ontology annotation, cellular component: mitochondrion; glycine cleavage complex. The coding region runs from base 83 to 3097 and encodes 1004 amino acids. Lineage: Eukaryota; Metazoa; Arthropoda; Insecta; Lepidoptera; Pyralidae.